AUGGCGGAAGAUACUGUUGCAGAGGGGGCUGCAGAAGCGUCAGCAUUGCAACCCCAGCCGUAUCAGGCUUCGAAACCGAAGCGAGGGAAGGGAAAGGACAAGGAGAAGAAGGAUAAAGAUGAUAGCACUCCCCCGGUCAAGAGACGUGUGAUGGAAACACUCCCAGCUGUGCUGCUUGCUCUUCUGUCUACCAUACUCCAUACGUUGGUGCAGGCGAUUCUAACAUACGAUGAAGAAGAUGUUCCCGAUCUCGUGCGGCAGAUACGCGCUGCAGAGGACCUCGAAGUGGUUGCCGAAUCUAUAUUGAAACGGCAAAAGCAGCUGGGCUCUGCGGCAAGCGAUAAUACAACUACGUCUACUGGAGCAGAAUCCCCCUUCAGUGACGUUCCCCAAUUUGAGUCUGAACUUAUUGGCAAGAUAAGUGAACUGAGGCUUGAUGGUGCUGUGAAGUAUGUGGGGGGAACAUCAAACCUGAUAUUCCUGCCUGAACUCUCAGAAGAUGAUGAAGUAUACUCAGAAGCAGAAUCCCCGGGGGGCAAACCAGAUAUGGAGGACGGUAUCAGCUCGUGGACGACUGUAACGGAAAACAAGGAGCUUAUCCGGCAUCUUCUCACCAUGUAUUUCACCUGGCAUUAUGCCUAUUUCACAACUCUGUCCAAGGAGCUGUUUUACCGUGACUUCAUAGCAGGCCGCCCCAGUCAGUAUUGUUCUGCAUUGCUUGUCAAUGCAAUGCUAGCACUGGGAUGCCAUUUCAGUGCCUGGCCAGCCUCUCGAGAGGACCCGAACGACUCGUCCACUGCCGGAGACCACUUUUUCAAGGAAGCAAAACGGUUAAUUCUAGAGAACGAUGAGCAUACGAAAGCAAAACUAUGUACGGUCCAAGCUCUUGCCCUUAUGUCAGUCAGGGAGGCUGGAUGUGGCCGAGAGGGCUCUGGGUGGGUUUAUAGUGGAAUGAGCUUUCGUAUGGCCUAUGACCUUGGGCUAAAUGUGGACUCAGCUGGCAUGGGCUCAUAUAACCUUACAGCAGAGGAUAUCGAUGCCCGUAGGAUUACAUUCUGGGGCUGUUUCUUGUUUGAUAAGUACGUCUUUUUUAAGCCCCCUGUUUUUCUCCUUCAUGAGAGAGCAUACAUUGACAUAUGCAGAUGCUGGUCUAACUACCUUGGACGCCAACCACAACUUUGUGGACCCCAUAUCACUGUUCCAAAAUUUGAUGUAUUCCCUAAGGAAGACUCGGAAAUCUGGUCACCAUAUACGGAUUCCGGCAUUUCAGAUGACUACAGUCAACCCUCGAGAACAAGAGCCGUAGCCCUGCAAAUAUCCAAACUUUGUGAGAUCAGUAAUGACCUGCUAGGUGCAUUUUACAAUACGGGACCCUCAAAGCAGAUUUCUAAGCAAGAGGAGCUGAGGCGGUUGACCCAGCUGCACACUCGUUUGGAGGCAUGGCGUAAAGCACUUCCUCCGGAAAUGGAACCAAAAGAUGGCCAAUUACCCCAGGUCCUCCUUAUGCAGUAUGUUAUCCACAAACUCCCAGAAAUUUUUCCCUGUUCAUCUACUGACGGUUUCAAUAGUAUGUUCUUCCAAUUACUAUUUAUACACCUUUACCGUCCAUUUUUGAAAUAUACCAAGUCCACUUCCCCAUUGCCAGCUCAUGUUUCUCCUAGGAAAUUAUGUACCCAAGGGGCCUCUGUUAUAUCAAAAUUGUUACGCCUAUACAAACGUACGUACGGGUUACGUCAGAUUUGCAACAUUGCAGUAUACAUCGCCCAUUCGGCAUGCACAAUUCAUCUCCUUAACCUACCCGAUAAGUCCGCCAGGCGGGACAUCGCACAUGGGCUCAAGCAUUUGGAAGAGAUUGCCGAAAGUUGGCUUUGUGCACGAAGAACUCUACGGAUCCUGGAUUUGCUAUCGAAGAGGUGGAAAGUUGAACUUCCGGAGGAAGCGUUAUCUGUAAUCGAGCGAUCUCAUGCCAGAUUCGGGUCCACCAGUUCUUGGGAACAGAUGCAAUCGCCUUCGUCAUCGGGAGCAUCACCGAAACUGCAUGACCGUGUUCAGGCAUCAGAACAACCAAUGCAUACCCCAACACAUGAAGCCGCCAAAUCAUCAACGGUGUCUGCGGUGAUGAAUACCCAAGCUACAUCCCACACUUCUACAUAUUCCGCACCAGUUCAGAUUCCUCAAGAAGAUGUUACCCAACUUCAAUCCUCUGUUUCCACCGAACAACUCCCUGCGGAACAUGAAGUGUCCUCCAAGAGUAACGAAUCUUCAACCAAACAGAAACUACCAACAGUGCCGCAACCUCGUAUGAACACUACCCCAAGCAUUGGUAAUGAUAUUCCUAUAGGUCUCCCUCAAUCUCCAACGUUUAUUGACUCCGACAAGCUGCUCCAAGCCAGCCAAAACUGGUGGCUGAAGGACCAGAACGCCCUGGCUCUAGGUAUGGACAAUUGGUCUAGUAGCUGGGGUACUCCGAACGAAGGUACUGGUAACACCAUGGACUAUCCAACCUCAGGCAGCAACUCUAUCCCCCCAAUAGAGGCCACUGAUGCUUACACAACCCACGCCCAGCAACCCAUGCAUAUCGAAGGACUCCUUCCAACUGCCGCGGCUCUUGGACUCUCUCAUCCAAUCACUUCCACUGGGAACUAUAAUUCGGAAUUCCUUGCAUCUCAAAACAACCCCACCCACCCAAAUAUCGCAAACUACAUGUCUCAACGGGGUGACGGGGAAUAUUCUGAGCAAAGCGACAUGUUCUACUAA
Molecule: messenger RNA, 2757 nt
Organism: Trichophyton verrucosum HKI 0517
Lineage: Eukaryota; Fungi; Ascomycota; Eurotiomycetes; Onygenales; Arthrodermataceae
Product: C6 transcription factor, putative
Exons: 3
Coding region: 1-2757 (918 amino acids)
Biological process (GO): DNA-templated transcription
Molecular function (GO): DNA binding; zinc ion binding
Source: RefSeq, a predicted model, not a curated record